Messenger RNA from Geodia barretti, 228 nucleotides. The record is from the annotation of a GenBank genome assembly. Lineage: Eukaryota; Metazoa; Porifera; Demospongiae; Tetractinellida; Geodiidae.
AUGUUCGACCGGCUGCGGCAUUUGAAGUGGUGGCAGGCGCCGCUGGUGUCGUCGUCGCUGGGGUCGAUCCUGGACACGGCGCUGUUCUUCUCGCUGGCCUUUGCCGGAACCGGCUUGCCGUGGACCACGUGGGCGCUGGGCGAUCUGGCAGUGAAGGCGGUGUUCGCGGCGCUGCUGCUGAUCCCGUUCCGGCUGUUGCUGGGUUUGACCCGGCCAGCGGCGGUGUAA